AUGUGCUUCUUUGGGAACGAUGAUGAUGAUAUGCCUCCAGCACGCUACAUUGACCCCCCUGAAGGCUCCAAGUUCAUUACCUCUGGGGGGUCCGGACUGAUCUACUCCUCUCCUGCUAUUCGCGGUGAGAUCUACAAGAUCUGCUCUCAUGACCCUGAUUCCAAGGAAAACAUCGAACGUGAAAAGCUCAUCUUCCAGAACAUGAUGAGUGUUGGCCAACACCCCCAUGUGGUCAAAUGCUUCAAGGUCAUCGAGAACGGAGUCAUUCUUGAGCGUGCCGAGCAUGGUGACCUGCGUGAAUACUAUCAAGCCGGAGGCGUGGCCACCAUCUACGAGCGUAUCAAAUGGUGCAAGCAGCUCGCCAGCGCCGUUGACUACAUUCACGGCCUCCAUAUUCGCCAUGCCGAUCUCUGUGGGAAAAACAUCUUACUCGACGCCGACCGCACAAUCAAACUCUGCGACUUUGCCGGCUCUGGUUUCUGCGGUAACCUCCCUACUGUCUCUGCUGAGAUUGGAUACGCCCACCCGAACCGUGAUCAAAACCGCCGUGCUACCGUGAAAGCUGAAAUCCAUGCUCUGGGCUCAACCAUGUAUGAGAUUAUAACUACCAGACGUCCAUUUUCUUCCGAUAAUGAGCCCGGCGUGGUGGCUCACUGGCUCAACAAUGGAGUCUACCCUUCUGUUUACCAUCUUCCCCUUGGAGAUGUUAUUAUGGGGUGCUGGAAGGGCAGGUAUCCUUGUGCUCUUCAGGUCCAGCGUGCGAUCGAGCUUGCAAUUUCCGAAGGUUUGUCCAUCCCUAUCCAUGUUUUCCGAGUUACCAGUCCUCUAAUGUUGAAUGUAUUAGCUGGCAUGGAUGCACUCUUGAACUAA
Molecule: messenger RNA, 870 nt
Organism: Trichophyton benhamiae CBS 112371
Lineage: Eukaryota; Fungi; Ascomycota; Eurotiomycetes; Onygenales; Arthrodermataceae
Exons: 1
Coding region: 1-870 (289 amino acids)
Biological process (GO): protein phosphorylation
Cellular component (GO): cytoplasm
Molecular function (GO): ATP binding; protein serine/threonine kinase activity
Source: RefSeq, a predicted model, not a curated record